CGCGGCAUUGCCGCCGGUCGCGCCAAAAGCCCCUGACGCCUCACCUCACGGCUCACGGCUCAUGUGCAGCAAAAUGUCAUGCAGUUAUGCACAUGCAGCAAAAGUAAAGCUGAUAGUGAGCCUAUGGCCAAUCCUCCAAUCCAAUCCAAAUUCCAAUGCAAUGCCACGCCAGUCGAGCGCUACUCGCUGUAUCGUAUGCACAUGCAGUGCGUACUGCGUGCGCUGGAACUUUUUUUUUAACUUUAUUCAAGCAUAAAGUUUACAAAUUAAAUAUACAGGUAUCUGUGUCUUACGGAAUAAAAAAAAAGUUCAUUUAUUUGGUGAUUCAAUAGGACACGACUAGUGAUAGUGAAGUUAUUUGUUGUUGUGAUGUGAGGUUAUACUUAAGUGAAUAAAGCAAGCUCAAGAACAUUGCCGCCAUUUGUGCAUAUUAUGGAUUUUAAUUAGGGAUUGCAUUAAGUUGCCGAUAUUUAAUAAAGAUAAAGAAGAACUAGUGAACACACAACAAAAGAAAAACAAGAAAAAAAUGGAGCACGCUACAAAUAUUGAUGAUGUCUAUCAUCAAAUGACAAAAUAUUCAAAUGAAAAGCCAAUUCAAGUCACUUGUAUUUUUGAGGAUUCUGAUUCAGAUGAUAAUUCACAGCUACCCGAAGAAACAGCUCUACAUACUGCUUCUCAAAACGAAAACACAAAUUCUGCUACACAGCAGUUGAAUACACAAUCAUUUAAUCAUAAUUGUGAUAAUAGUGCUAAUGAAGUUGAAAGCAGGUCUUUACUUUUACAAUAUAAGCGGUUACCGUCAGACCCAUGUCCGAAAAAUCACACAAAUGUUCAAAAUGAAGAGGGGACAAAAGAAUCUCAGUUGAAGGAAAUUUUAACAAGUGCCAGUAAUGUGCCAUUCUCUAAACGUAUGACACCCAAUCAAAAGAAUCAAUUCGUACAGUUAUUAGAUACAGUAGCAGAAAAUUUGAUAAUCAUUACUAAAUAUUAUCACUAUUUUAACUUGAAAUUUGGAAUAAACCAUGCUGCUAGAGAGAACUAUUUACGAUACAAAAAUUAUUAUUUUGAUCAAUCAUACAGUGUCCUUGUUUCGGUAUUUAUACCUCACGAGAACAAUCAAGUAUUCAUAAACAAAUUUAUUAAUAGAACGAUUGCAAUAGCAAAUUCUCAAUCGUGGUACCUUCAUAUGACAGUUGACGAGCUGACAGUUUUUGUUAAAGGUAUGAUUAAAUGGGCUAAACAAAAGAAGAUGCAUCAAGAAGCAAGUGCGAAUCAGUUACAACAGCUGAUUAGUGCUUCAAAUGCACACUCUAAUCAAUAUAUACUGUCGCCGAACAGGAAUUCCAAUUUUGAAACACGACAGACUUAUGUGAAUUCAUCAUUACUACCUGUGGUACCACCCGCAGUAUUCGGACCUACAGUGCCACCACCAUCAAACUACACCACAAAAAACAACACCUAUGAGGGAUUUAACAGACCACCGCCAAUGUAUAGACAACCUCUAACUUCACCUGCACCUGAGUGCUGUGAACCGCCACCAAAAAGUUGCUCAAACGUGUAUACAAAACAGCAAACGAACAGAUCACAUCCUAUGUAUAGACCACCUCCACAACUACUUGAAAUACCACCUCCGUCAAGAAGCACCUCCAAAGUUAACAAUAUUGACCAGAAUAAGCAAAAUCCUACAGAAAAUCAUAUUAAUAAUAUCUGUAUAUUUUCCGACAAAAUAAGUAUCAGCGUUGAUCCAGCAAUCGCAGAAUCAGUUGUUAGUAAGAAUAUUCGAAAAGCUCCGUUAGAUCGAACAAGUAAAAGACGUAAGACGAAUGAUGAAAAUGGAUAUCCAUCAGCAUUAUCUACAAACUGUACUGCUCAUAACAAUCAGCUUCCAUACAAUAUUCAAAACCACUACAACCCAAAUCAAUCCCCGCGAAUAUCAAAUCCAGAUAAUAUAAUGCAACCUAUCAAUAAUUCAAGCCAAUAUUGUCCUGGAAUAAGGCAAAAUGAUAGAGAAUCUGAUAAUAUGGAAAGUCAACCGCACUUAUCUAGAUCAGUGUCAAGAGACAGCGGAUUUGGGAGUCCAGUUCUAUGCUCAAUGCUACUCAACAACGAUAAUAAUGUGGUCUUCCCGUCAGAUAAUCAAAAGUUAGCCCCAGAAGUACCUCAGAUGUCGUCUAUGAACCCCAACAACGAUACAAGUUCAAUAAGCGGCGCGUGUAGAAUUUGCGGCACGUCUACUAAAUAUGUCUGCCUCGCAUGUUCUAAAGAAUAUUAUUGUUGCUCUGUGUGUCAGACUUUAGAUUGGCCGCGACACAAGAUAGAAUGUAGAACUAGGUGAAAAAUGUGAAAGUGAUCAUAAAUAACUUAAAACACUAUAAAAAAUAUGUUGUACCAAAAAUUAUAUUAAUUAUAAUACAUAGCUAUAAUUAUUGUAUACAGGUGCUAUAAUUUUAAAUAAGCCUUUGUUGAAUAUACUACCUAAAUUAACGCUCUACUGGUUUACAUCGCAAAUCAACGAUAUUUUAUACUAUAGAUAUGUUACGUGCCUAGAAAAUCACCGCAAAAAUGAUCCGAAUUUAGCAACUUUACUUUGUGCACACUCAUGCACAAUUUUCUGUUUACUUACAAUAUUUAAGUAGGUAUAUUUUAAACUUCCUGAACACACAACUCGACAUUGUAGACAAUAUUUAGGUUUUAUUUAUAUAAAGAACUUUCGUUUUCUAAUAAGCGACUAAGUAAAUGAAAUUAAGACAAUUAUGCACAUUUGUCCGUUUCAGUUUUUAUACGCUAGUGCCCUAUCUCUAGUAUAAUAUAUCGUUGUCAAAAACUGGCAGUUUAUUUGCCUUGAAUUUUUUCAUUCAUCAAACUUAUGUUAUUUUUAAGAACAGCCUUAAUGCUAAGGCCUUCUUCAGCUUUGCUGUUUAAAAUAACGCAAUUUUUAUAAUAUUAUGUGAACAAACAAAUAAAAUUAAACAUAUAAUUUGUAUUAUUUUUUAAUCAUUUUAUUAAUUAGGACAAAUAAUGUUAUCGUUGUUAUUUUUUGUAAUUUUUAUUGAUGUAAAAUUGCAAAGAAUUAUAUUAGAAAGUUAUUAAGUAUUUGUAUAUGUUUUUAAAGCUCUUGUAUGACAGUGACCAACAAAACGCUUUUAGAUUUAAAUAAAAACCAGCAUUUGUUACUGAUUUAUGUUUAUUAUUAUAUUAUAAUUAAUAAUAUAUUAAUAUUAUAUUAUAAUUAAUAGUAAUAACAAAGCCUUAAUCAGUGAAAUUGCAAGAAAAUAUGUCUUGGACUAUGUCUGGAAUCAUUGUAGUGUUAUCAAAAUAAUGAUUAAAUUUUUUAUAAAAUAAA
This is a messenger RNA of Bicyclus anynana (squinting bush brown), 3343 nucleotides long. RefSeq lists its product as uncharacterized. The transcript has 5 exons. Bases 527 to 2335 code for a protein of 602 amino acids. The record is from RefSeq and is a predicted model, not a curated record. NCBI's taxonomy places the organism in Eukaryota, Metazoa, Arthropoda, Insecta, Lepidoptera, Nymphalidae.